UGCCACAGGAAAUAGCGUCGACAAGUCGCACGAGUCAUAUUGGUUAUUCCAGAUGGGUAUCAAAGGGUGCUGGACAUGUCGAGCUCGCAAAGUUCGGUGCGACUUGCGAAAACCUACAUGCACUAAUUGUGCUAAGGCCUUGCAGCCGUGCAAAGGCUAUGGCAUGCAAUUGUCUUGGCCUCGAGAGGGCAACAAGCGGCGAGCUUUAGUCAACCGCGACACAGCAGGGCUAGCCAAAUUAUCACAGCAAUACCGGGGACGAGGCGUGAUGUUUCUGAACGCGUUCACUUCUGACGUAGCAUUAGCUGACGCGCUUCAAGAAAAUCGCGAGCUCGCUCAUUACUUACAUACAUUGCGAGUGCCGCACUUACCAAUCCUCUCACAGUCUCUACUGUGGGAAGAUUAUCAACUGUUCGACUAUUUCAAGGAAACGAAAACGCGAAUCUUGGCACCCGUCAUUGACGAGUCACUGGCCCAUUUUAUUAUGAGAAUGGCAAUAAGUAAUGAUGGCUCAUCAGUCAAUCCAGUGAUGGAAGGUAUAUUCGCCUUGUCUUCUCUACUACUCCUGGGGCCUUCAAAGAGCCAGAGCCAUAAGUCUCGCCUGAUCUCAAUGUUGCAGAAGAAUGUAACUAGGAUGGACAGAGAAGGUGUUCUUCAAAAUCUUAUUGCCACUAUGCUUCUAUAUCAAUGUGAAGUUUGCAACACUGCCGAGCCAGGAGGACUAUGGCGGUUUUAUCUUUGUGGAGCGAAGAAAAUUAUCUCUGCCGCUUCCGAAUUCGUUGCAUUAUAUCAACAUGAUUGCGCCGUAUUGAUGGAUUGGAUCUAUUACCAUGAAGUGAUGUCCGAAUUCAGCCUUCACCAUUGGGCAGAGCUAAGCACCGUUGAUGGUUUUUGUAAAGGGCCUCUGGCGAUACGGCCCACCAAUAUAAUAAUCGACGACCCCAUAGCUGCUAAUCGAAUUACUUGUCCCAUGGAUGUUCUUCACCUUGUCAGAAACGUUUGCAAGAGACCAUCGACUUAUGCAAGCGCCGAUUUGCCAUAUAACAACACGGAUAUGGAGCGACUCCAGCAAUUCCGACAAAACAUAUAUGGAAUCAUAGGAGAAUAUGGAACUUUUCACGAACACUUGGAGUCAUUGUUGAACAGGCAAGACAUGCUGAGCUGUCUUUAUCAAUAUGCUGCAUUGAUAUAUCUCAAUCGCACGGUAUCCAAUGUCUCCACAUCCUCUUUUUCGCACCGAAGGCUUGUGAGAGAGGGUAUACUGUUGUUAAAAAACCUUGGGUUUUGCGAGAGUGCAUGGCCGCUGUUUAUCAUAGCCUGCGAAGCCAAUGAAGAUUCACAGCGUCUCCAGAUACUGUCCAUUCUUGCUGACACAAACCAAGAAAUAGAGCAUCGAUCCAAUCAUAUUCCUCUAAUGCAGCAGAUGAUUGAAGCCAUUUGGAAUCAGAAUGAUCUAGCUAUUGAGAACUACGUGGGAUAUAGCAAAAUUCUCGACGCUGUGGUCUCAACAGCACCGUCGCUGCCACUUUUUGCUUGAGAGGCAUGAUACCAAAG
This is a messenger RNA of Trichoderma harzianum CBS 226.95, 1554 nucleotides long. RefSeq lists its product as hypothetical. Gene Ontology annotation, molecular function: zinc ion binding; transcription cis-regulatory region binding; DNA-binding transcription factor activity, RNA polymerase II-specific. Gene Ontology annotation, biological process: positive regulation of transcription by RNA polymerase II. Gene Ontology annotation, cellular component: nucleus. Lineage: Eukaryota; Fungi; Ascomycota; Sordariomycetes; Hypocreales; Hypocreaceae. Bases 53 to 1537 code for a protein of 494 amino acids. The transcript is spliced from 6 exons. The record is from RefSeq and is a predicted model, not a curated record.